Drosophila innubila is the source of this 297-nucleotide messenger RNA. RefSeq lists its product as uncharacterized. Bases 73 to 171 code for a protein of 32 amino acids. The transcript has a single exon. NCBI's taxonomy places the organism in Eukaryota, Metazoa, Arthropoda, Insecta, Diptera, Drosophilidae. The record is from RefSeq and is a predicted model, not a curated record.
GAAGCAGAAGAUACCAAAAUUCCACCAACACUAAGCUGCAAGGCUUUCAAGACGGCAUCCCCCGUCGGACCUAUGUCAGUGUUACGACAAUUGCUGCUACUCAAUUUCAAUCAGAAAGCCCAGACCAGAAGUCAUCACAACUUAGAGCUGAUAAACUCCUUCAUAACAUAACAAAGAGCUAUCGAUUAGCUCGCGAUCGAACAAUCGAUAAUCGACAUCAAGUGAGGCGAUCGAUAAACGUUGUUGUUGUCUUUUUAUACCCAAACGUUAGGGAGAAAUUCGCAAACAUUUUUUACC